CCUCACAGACAUUCUGCUGGGUGAUGUGCACAGCUGGUUCACACUGCGGACGUAGCUCCGACCCCCAACCUUCCAGCAGUCCCUGGGCAUGCACACGCAUGCACACUCAUGCACGUGCACACCCAGCUCACAUGCACACGCAGGCACACGCACGCCCAACACACCUGUACGUGCACACCCAGCGUGAACACACACACUCAUGCGUAUGCACACACAUUGCACACCAGCGGCUGGAGAGUCAGACAGACACAGAACAAGCCACCCAGUUUGAAUCCAACCUUUUUGUCACGUCAUGGCCCACAAAGAAGCUAAUCCCUGUAUGGCACCCAGGCAGGUGGAUAAGGAGAGAGGCUCUGCCUGCUGUCCAGGCAAGCUGGUCACUGUUUGAGGCACAACCAGGAACAAUCUCGUCUAUAGAACACGGCAGUACCUGCAGUGUGGUUGCGGACUCUGUGAGGAGGGGGUCUGGCAGUUUGAGUAAAGGUUGCCCGGUAAGUAGGAAUUGGGCCAGGGAAAAAGAUGUGUGGUGGGGGUUGACUGAGACUUCUAAGGGCACUAGCUCUUAACAGAGAAGCUCUGUUGUGCACCCAGGUGACCUAUUCUCACAUGCAAACCCCUCACCUGCAAGAGCAAAUGCCCAGGCCACCUCCUCACCAUCAAAGAGAAAGGAAGGUCUCUGCAAACCCGACCUCCAUCUUGUGGCCCGACCUCCACACUGGAUGCCGGACCAUCUUCCUCCCUUCUCCUCACUUCCUUCCAUGAGGACGGAGCCAUGGAGCUGCAUUUGUUGACCUCUGGCACCAUAGGAGGGUCCUCCUCUCCCUGCCUGGGGCUGGGCUGCAGUUCCCCGAGGGGGAGAGUUGGUGCCCCACCUCUCGAGCACACCUGAGCCCAGGUAUGAGGGCCAGGAGAUGUGGGGAUGCCUGUUGGACCAUCCAGAAUUAUCAGGCAAUCCCCCAGGCAGAAAGGGUCACGGUGUUUGUGGGAUUACCCCUCUGGAGGAUUAGGUGUGAGGGGCUCCUCCGGUGGAAGCCAACUCCCUACCCCCAGCUUCCCAGGACCCCUGCCACAGGCAGAAGCCCCUGAGCUCCCAUCAUCACCCACCCCUGGGAAAAUCAGACCAAGUCCAAGAUCUAAGGCAAGGGGGGCAAGCGUGGGUGAGUCAGCUGGCGUCCUCCCAGUCCUCAGUAAUCGUCAUUAAGAAAGGCUUUGCUGAUGACAGUGUUUGCUGGGAGUCUGUGUGUGCCUGGGGACCGGCCACGACUCCUGGACGGGCAGUGGGACACCAUGAGCCUCAGCGGGGAGCAGGUGCAGCAGUUCCUUGACCAGAACCCCAGUUUCGCGGACCAGUACUUUGGGAAGAAGCUGAGCCCCGAGAAUGUGGCUGGCGCCCACGAGGACAGACAGCCGGUGGACUGUGCCAGUUUCCGCGAGCUGUGCCAGGUGGAGGAGAGCACGGCCCUCUUUGAGCUGGUGCAGGACAUGCAGGAGAGUGUGAACAUGGAGCGGGUGGUCUUCAAGAUCCUGCGACGCCUCUGCACCAUCCUGCAUGCCGACCGCUGCAGCCUCUUCAUGUACCGCCAGCGCAACGGCGUGGCUGAGCUCGCCACGCGCCUCUUCAGCGUGCAGCCUGGCAGCGUCCUAGAGGACUGCCUGGUACCCCCCGACUCUGAGAUCGUCUUCCCACUGGACAUUGGGGUUGUGGGCCACGUGGCUCAGACCAAGAAGAUGGUGAACAUCAAGGACGUGACGGAGUGUCCCCACUUCAGCUCCUUUGCUGAUGAGUUGACCGAUUAUGUGACAAAGAACAUCCUGGCCACACCCAUCAUGAAUGGCAAAGACGUCGUGGCCGUCAUCAUGGCCGUGAACAAGCUCGAUGGCCCGUGCUUCACAAGCGAAGAUGAAGAUGUUUUCCUGAAGUACCUGAAUUUUGGCACGUUGAACCUGAAGAUUUACCACCUGAGCUACCUGCACAACUGUGAGACACGCCGAGGCCAGGUGCUGCUGUGGUCAGCUAACAAGGUGUUUGAGGAGCUGACAGACAUCGAGAGGCAGUUCCACAAGGCCUUCUACACUGUGCGGGCCUAUCUAAACUGUGACCGGUACUCAGUGGGCCUCCUGGACAUGACCAAGGAGAAGGAAUUCUUUGAUGUGUGGCCUGUGCUGAUGGGAGAAGCUCAGCCGUACUCAGGCCCACGCACGCCCGAUGGCCGCGAAAUCGUCUUCUACAAAGUCAUCGACUAUAUCCUCCAUGGCAAGGAAGACAUCAAGGUCAUCCCCACACCCCCAGCCGAUCACUGGGCCCUGGCCAGUGGCCUUCCAACCUACGUGGCAGAAAGUGGCUUUAUCUGUAACAUUAUGAAUGCCCCCGCCGACGAAAUGUUCAAAUUUCAGGAAGGGCCUCUGGACGACUCAGGGUGGACCAUCAAGAAUGUCCUCUCCAUGCCCAUCGUCAACAAAAAGGAGGAGAUUGUGGGGGUCGCAACCUUCUACAACAGGAAAGACGGGAAGCCCUUUGACGAACAGGAUGAAGUCCUCAUGGAGUCCCUCACUCAGUUCCUGGGCUGGUCAGUGCUGAACACUGACACCUACGACAAGAUGAACAAGCUGGAGAACCGCAAGGACGUCGCGCAGGACAUGGUUCUCUACCACGUGAGAUGCGACAAGGACGAGAUCCAGCUGGUCCUGCCAACAAGGGAACGCCUGGGGAAGGAGCCUGCUGACUGUGAGGAGGAUGAGCUGGGGACAAUCUUGAAGGAAGUGCUUCCGGGGCCCAACAAGUUCGACAUCUAUGAGUUCCACUUCUCUGAUCUGGAGUGCACAGAGCUGGAGCUGGUCAAAUGCGGCAUCCAGAUGUACUAUGAGCUGGGCGUGGUCCGAAAGUUCCAGAUCCCUCAGGAGGUCCUGGUGCGGUUUCUGUUUUCCGUGAGCAAAGGGUACCGGAGAAUCACCUACCACAACUGGCGCCAUGGUUUCAAUGUGGCCCAGACCAUGUUCACUCUACUCAUGACCGGCAAACUCAAGAGCUACUACACAGACCUGGAGGCCUUCGCCAUGGUGACCGCUGGCCUGUGCCAUGACAUCGACCACCGUGGCACCAACAACCUGUACCAGAUGAAAUCCCAGAAUCCCUUAGCCAAGCUCCAUGGCUCCUCGAUUUUGGAACGGCAUCACCUGGAGUUCGGGAAGUUCCUGCUCUCAGAGGAGACCCUGAACAUCUACCAGAACCUGAACCGGCGGCAGCACGAGCACGUGAUCCACCUAAUGGACAUCGCCAUCAUCGCCACGGACCUGGCGCUCUACUUCAAGAAGAGGACGAUGUUCCAGAAGAUUGUGGAUGAGUCUAAGAACUAUGAGGACAGGAAGAGCUGGGUGGAGUACCUGUCCCUGGAGACUACUCGGAAGGAGAUAGUCAUGGCCAUGAUGAUGACGGCGUGUGACCUGUCUGCCAUCACCAAGCCCUGGGAAGUCCAGAGCAAGGUAGCUCUGUUGGUGGCGGCUGAGUUCUGGGAACAAGGUGACUUGGAAAGGACAGUUCUGGAUCAGCAGCCCAUUCCAAUGAUGGACCGGAACAAGGCAGCCGAGCUCCCCAAACUACAAGUUGGCUUCAUCGACUUUGUGUGCACAUUCGUGUACAAGGAGUUUUCCCGUUUCCACGAGGAGAUCCUGCCCAUGUUCGACCGACUACAGAACAACAGGAAGGAGUGGAAGGCUCUGGCUGAUGAGUACGAGGCCAAAGUGAAGGCCCUGGAGGAGGAGAAGCAGCAACAGGAGGAGAGGACAACAGUCAAGAAAGGGGGCACAGAGAUUUGCAAUGGCGGCCCCGCCCCCAAGUCUUCAACCUGCUGCAUCCUGUGAGCUGCUCCGGGGGUUCGGACAGCUUUCAUCCCGUACACCUCCUGGGACUCCACCUCUAACCCUUUGCUACAGGUUAGGAAGCCCAACGAAGUGACUGAAGACAAUUUUGAAUAUUUUGAAUUUUUUUUUAAGGCUUGCGUUUUUAUAAAUGAAAGUCAACGAUGAAUAAUUUAAACACUUUAGCCUACCUUACGCUCAUCCAUCUUUUGGGUACGUAGCAAUACCACAGAGAUCUUGGGAAAGGGUCUGCGAACUGUGUCUGAAAGCAUUGGGUGAGAACAUUCACGACUGCACAUUUAUGUGUGUAUGGGCAAGUAAGAUACAUAGGUACCAUUGCCUAUCUGGUUUAAGGGAAAAUAGGACCAGAAAUUCAGAAUAAAAACAAAAUACAUCACCCUUGUUUUAAUUCGGCAGAAAUUACAGGCACAUCACAUAUGACCUGUUGGAAAAUUCUGCCAGAAAGCUCAAGGCCAUGAGUGAGGCAGUGAUCAGACACAAGUGACCUGUGCAUAAAUACGUUUAACAGCCCUGUGCACAGAGGUGCACUGACAGACCCUGAGAUCAGGGGGCACACUGCCAUGCCUAGGGUCUGCCCAACUCCUGUACGAGUGAGGGCUCCCUUAAUGUUUAUGAAUUGGCAUAGCCACACCCAAACAGAACACUACUCCCAUUUGAAACAGGUACUGAUUAUCUGGUAGAAAUUAAGGGCUUUUAACUCGAAGUCCUUAUAAUGUGAACUCCAAAGCAUUUGUUCCCCAGACACUAGACACUUAACCCCUCCUCUCAGCUGCAGGUUGAGACUGGUUGCUGUAAGGCCAAUUCAGAUGCCACCCAAGCCCUCUCCUAGAGCUCCAGAGCUCAUGGGGUAGGUGGGGAGAGAGAAUGGGGAGCACCCCCCACCAAGCCAUCCAGUCACAGAUGGAGGUAGUUUCCAUCUCAGCAGUGACACCUGGUGACCGCCUGUGAUUAAGGCCAGGUGCUCCUCCAGAGGGACUCAGCACCAGCUGGCCACACUGGAACAGAUCCCACCAAAUUCAGGAGGAGCUGAGGUGGCCUCACUCAAACCUCACCAAAACUAAAACCAAGGCUUUAAAGUGUUUAUAUGCUUGCUUCUCAUUUUCUCCUCACACUUGCAAAUGAAUUCGUCUUACCAA
Molecule: messenger RNA, 5012 nt
Organism: Acinonyx jubatus (cheetah)
Lineage: Eukaryota; Metazoa; Chordata; Mammalia; Carnivora; Felidae
Gene: PDE6B
Product: phosphodiesterase 6B
Exons: 22
Coding region: 1216-3858 (880 amino acids)
Biological process (GO): signal transduction; retina development in camera-type eye
Cellular component (GO): photoreceptor outer segment membrane
Molecular function (GO): 3',5'-cyclic-nucleotide phosphodiesterase activity; protein binding
Source: RefSeq, a predicted model, not a curated record